This is a messenger RNA of Gaeumannomyces tritici R3-111a-1, 1565 nucleotides long. RefSeq lists its product as hypothetical. Gene Ontology annotation, molecular function: glutathione peroxidase activity; glutathione transferase activity. The transcript is spliced from 3 exons. The record is from RefSeq and is a predicted model, not a curated record. NCBI's taxonomy places the organism in Eukaryota, Fungi, Ascomycota, Sordariomycetes, Magnaporthales, Magnaporthaceae. The coding region runs from base 990 to 1442 and encodes 150 amino acids. Gene Ontology annotation, cellular component: nuclear envelope; endoplasmic reticulum; membrane.
UCAUCAUUGUAUAUCACGGCAUUGCAGGACGGAUUGGGCGUUAAUUGAGUAGGAUCCUUGGUGAUUUCAUUCAGCCAAGGUAGCGUCGUUGUCGUACCUACCCAGGUAUCUGUCUACCUAGUUUUAUACUAGGAAUUUUUAGUUUGUUGUAUUAUGCGACGAACUGCUAGAAUUCCGUCUUAUCCUGCUCAGUCAGGGGUGGGAUUCGGAACUCGGCGACUUUCCGAUGGAGCCGGAGCCUCAAUUAGGCCGGGAGUGGGGUGUCAGAAACCUCUGUUUCCCUAGCUCAGACUAUCUUGGAGCUAACGCAAGGGGCGACCCGAUGUGCCGACCUCCCUCGGUGGUCCACGGUGGCCAAGUCCAUGUGGUAGUGGUGUCGCAACCAUCUGGCGGUGGUAUACCUGCACGGGGGGAGCCGCAGAGACCAUCCUAUCCCUUUCUUGGGUUUUGGUGAGGGGAGAAGGGGCCAGCCAGUGCGAGCUGUGCGUGCCUUGACCUCCAUCUCUCAGACGCCGUGUCGGGGCCGGCGUUAACAGAUUGCCCGUCGCCCACGCGUCGUUUCGGGUCCGUUAAAAUAGGGGAGAAAAAAAAAAAAGAGGCAAAGGAGCCUAUGCGCUGGGAACGGACUAGGUAGGGGGAGGAAACGUGUUGUUUUGUAAUCCACCCCGGCGUUCAAUCCCGUUCAACCAAGUUCUGCUAUUUUCUACCCUGUUUUCCCACCUCGGGACGGGUACCAGGUACCGUUUUCGGUCAGCCGUAGUCAGUACCAACCAGCCUUUUUCUUAUCCGGAAUCUCGGCCGCAUUUUUGUUAGCCGGCGAUUCAUACAAAUAACAGAUUGUCACCGUCACCCACCACCUUUGUUUGAGUAAGUACAGUCUCACCCUUCUUUUUGCUCGCUCGGACUCCUUUCAAAUUCGAAAAUAACAAGACACAACACUCAAUCACCAAAAACAUCACCGCAGUCCCUCCCACCCCACCACCGCAAACAUGUCGGGAAGCAUCGUCAGCCUCAACCUGCCGGCCGAGUACGGCUACGUGCUCAUGGUCGCGUCCUCGUCCUUCUUCCUCAGCUUCAUCCACGGCUUGUUCACCGUCAGCGCCCGCAAGAAGUCGGGCCUCGCGUACCCCGUCUCGUACGCCGACAAGGCCCUCGCCGACAAGGACCCCAACGCGUAUGCGUUCAACUGCGCCCAGCGCGCCCACGCAAACUUUACCGAGAACCACACCUCCUUCCUCGGCGCCCUCCUCAUUUCGGGGCUGAGGACUCCCCUCGCCAGCGCCUCUCUCGGUGCCGCCUGGGUCUUCUCCCGCCUGCUCUACGCCAAGAUGUACAGCGCCGGCGGCCCCAAGGCACGCACAACCGGCAUCUUGGGCCACUACCUCACCGCCUACCCUCUCAUCGUCAUGGCUGGCUACACCGGCUGGGCCAUGACCAGGUAAUCAUUUCAUGGUGUUGUGUGAUGUGCCGGUGAUGGGAGGGACAAGGAGGAGAACGGCCGCUGUACCAGUACGCUAGACUAGAAACUCCCAUUAAAAUGACGAAAACAUAUUUCAGUGCUGCAA